Messenger RNA from Orbicella faveolata, 450 nucleotides. RefSeq lists its product as uncharacterized. The record is from RefSeq and is a predicted model, not a curated record. Gene Ontology annotation, molecular function: protein binding; calcium ion binding. Lineage: Eukaryota; Metazoa; Cnidaria; Anthozoa; Scleractinia; Merulinidae.
AUGUCCCAACUCAUUUCUCCACGCAUGAACUCGAAGCAAACUGUACCUCCAGUUUCACACAAAGUAUCGUCCCUUGAUCAGUGCUCUAACGCCUGUGAAUUCGGAUGUGAAGAGCAAUCAAAGAAAUGCCUGUGCCUGAGAGGCUACGAGAUGACAGCGGAAGGCUGUCAGGAUAUUGACGAAUGCACAAGCAAGAAACACAACUGUCACGUGCAAUCCAUGUGUAACAACACAAUUGGUGGUUUUAUGUGCACGUGCAAUGAUGGCUAUUGGGGAGACGGGAUCACAUGCAAAGCCUGCAGCACCAAAUCAUGCCCUGAAAAUUUCUACCAGUCGGAAUCAUGUACAAGAACUCAUGACCGAGUUUGCACAGAUAUUUCGAAGCCUUUAACAGUAAGCAAGGCUUUGAGUGAUAAAGACCUUCUUGACGGUAAGAAACCUAAAGUAUAA